CACCUUCCAAAAAUAACAACCUCCUCUUACAUACUUCAUUAUUCCCUCACCAACAAAGAGAGAAAGAGAGAGAUAAUAUGGAAAAGAAUAAUGUCUAUGAUGCGUCAACAUGGGAUGAUGGUGUUGAAGAUAAUAAUGGGCAUUCAUCAAAACACAAGAGGCUCAAGUUAUUUGGGUUUGAACUAAUAAACCCAAAGGAUCAUUCAGAAGUAGUAAUGGAAGAUGAAAGUGUGAAUUCUUCAAAUUCAGCUUCAUUAUUAUUAGAGGGAGAUCGUGAUGAGAAAAAUAAUAAUAAUAAAAAAUUAGAGUGUCAAUAUUGUUACAAGGAAUUCGCAAAUUCACAAGCACUAGGAGGACACCAAAAUGCACACAAAAAAGAGAGAAUGAAGAAGAAGAAGUUGCAGCUUCAAAAAACAAACGCUACCACAAUCAACCACUACCUUCUAAAGCAAGCAAGCUCCAAUAUCAAUAAUAUUAUUGAUAAUUGGUUAUAUAAUCCUUCUUCCUUUGUUAGUAAUAAUUCUGAAUCUCAGAUUAGCUUUAAUAAUAAUGAUCAAGAUGAUGAUGAUGGUCUUAUUAAUGUUUCAAAGUGGCAUGUUCCUAAUUCUCAUGAUCAACAAGAAAAUUAUUGUAUGUUCAAUUUCUCCCAUGCUAGUUCGAAUCAUCAUCAGGGACAUGUCAAAGGUUUGGAUCUUCAGCUAGGCCUCAGCUUGGAGUCAAAUACAAGAACUUUUUUAUGGAGAACAUAGAUUUACUUUUCUCUUGUUAAGAAUAUUAUGUAGAUAAACUAAUUUUUUGUUGUUGUUGUUU
Messenger RNA from Arachis duranensis, 810 nucleotides. Its product is annotated as zinc finger protein 5. Gene Ontology annotation, biological process: gibberellic acid mediated signaling pathway; trichome morphogenesis; cytokinin-activated signaling pathway. Bases 78 to 749 code for a protein of 223 amino acids. Gene Ontology annotation, molecular function: DNA-binding transcription factor activity; transcription cis-regulatory region binding. Gene Ontology annotation, cellular component: nucleus. The transcript has a single exon. Lineage: Eukaryota; Viridiplantae; Streptophyta; Magnoliopsida; Fabales; Fabaceae. The record is from RefSeq and is a predicted model, not a curated record.